Molecule: messenger RNA, 746 nt
Organism: Xylona heveae TC161
Lineage: Eukaryota; Fungi; Ascomycota; Xylonomycetes; Xylonales; Xylonaceae
Product: ubiquinol-cytochrome c reductase complex 14 kDa protein
Exons: 4
Coding region: 1-372 (123 amino acids)
Biological process (GO): mitochondrial electron transport, ubiquinol to cytochrome c
Source: RefSeq, a predicted model, not a curated record
AUGGCUUCGCCUUCCGUCAAUUUCAUUGUCAGACGCCCUUGGUUGCGCCGUUGGAUGACUCCUUUGGCCAAUUGGUACACCGAUGCCGCUGGCUACAGGAAGCUCGGAUUGAGGGCUGAUGACUUGAUCCCCGAGGAGUCCGAGGCCGUUCAAUUGGCUCUCAAGCGCCUCCCCCCCAAGGAGGCUUACGACCGUGUUUUCCGUCUCCGCCGUGCAGUCCAGGCCUCGCUCGCCCACCAGCUUCUCCCCAAGGACCAGCAGACGAAGGCUUCCGAGGACACCCUCUACUUGACGCCUAUCAUUCGGGAGAUUGAGGCACAAUCUAAGGAGCGCAACGACCUGGACUCCAUGGUCGUCCGACGGAAGAACUAAAUUCACCUUUGGCAAGGCGGUCCGCUGAGAAUACCAUGUACGCCAUGCUAGUGGAUGGAUGAGAGGAGGAAUUUAGACUUGUGUAUGUUUAUUUUGUACAGCAGCAAUCGUCAUCAAAUUCUCUGUACCAAGCGACGAUACAAAGCGCUAUUUAUUGGCACUAUCAAUAUAUCACGUACCCUUGUAUUUUGAACUUGUUGAGCAGAAAUACUGGUCAUGCCAAGACCCAGAAGAGUCCAAAAUGUAUCAACCGGAAUUGGGUUAUUCUAAUGAACGGCGCUCCCAUCUCAGACGACAACAGCAACCGCCGUUCUGGGUCUAGUCCAAAGCAAAAGAAUCCACCCUUCUUCUUAUAUCGUGACUGAGCUUUGCAG